AUGGCGUUAGGUCACGGCCGCGUUCUUAGCACAUCGUCUCUGCUCCCUAUCAGUGAUCGACCAACCUCCCAGCUAAUGCGCUCGGGGUCGGUCCCACAAAACCAUGGUCCUAGUACGCAGAGUCGAAGUCCGUCCGUACCCGCUCCCGCCCGCCAGCGGUCGGUCACGGUCGCGGGUGUGAUGAAGGAGCGACUAGAGGGUCAAUCACUGAGCUCAGUGACUUCAGCGAGCGAAGCGGGAGCAUCGGGGAUGACUGUGGAACAGCGGAAGCGCUCGACCACUAUCGGCCACCUGCCACCUGUACCUACCACUAAGCCACCGCCUUUACCUGGUGGUCUAGGAGAAAGCGCAGGACUUCGCUCGUCGAGCGUUGGGCAGCCGCCUUCCCGCCCCGUACCAGGCCCUCCUCAGCCUGCACCCUUGCGACCCUCGAGAAGCGAGUUUCGGCGCAGCAGAAGUAUCUCGUCUGACAGCCGACCUGGAACUUCUCCCGGGUCCCUACCUCUUCGCAUCGAUGUACAGCAAAGAGCACCUGCGCGACCCGCUACCGCUGAAGGAGGGACAGGAUACGCUAACUUCUGGGACGGACCACACUCCACUCGACACGCAGUUCUUCAAAAAGCGCUUCCUUCGAUCCCGCAAGAGGUGUCCCCUGCGGCAUCUCCCGUGAAGGACAAUGACCAAACUGCGACAAGCAUGUUCCAGGAAGUGGUCGUGCCUACACGAGCAGCAGGGGACCUGCACGGCUUCAGCCCUUCAUUGCCCGUCUUCCGACGCUCUGAGGAGAUUGCUGACGACCAAUCGCGUUCGCACUCUCCUGAAAGUCCAGCCCGAGAAGAAGCUACCACUCAGGCCGCCGCACCUUCGGUUUCCGAACAACCCUCCAGCAGAUUGACUGGGGCUUUGCCAGCCCCGUCUCCUCUGCGCAUUCCUUCUUUGGUCAGGCGGCCUGCUGUGUCCAAUGCUUCGGUGACUUCGCCUCGGAUGGGCAGCCCACGCACCCCGCGUCUUCCUUCCGGGCCACGGCCAGCACCGGCAUCGCCCGUGCACCCAACUCCUGUCGUACAGGAUAGUCCUGUCGUCCAAAGAGGGGCAGGUGCGCGGUCGCCAAGUCGCCCUCGACCAGAACUAGGUAUCACAAUAGGUUCGCACUCUACAUCCUCAUUAGCGACAUCCUACCCUUCGCCACCGCCUCCACCUUCGAUCCCACCUCCGCCACCGCCUGUGACAACGACUUCGCCCCUACUACCGUCGCAAUUACCUCCAUCCUCUGCUGCCCCUGCUGUUGCAACCACGGUGGCGCACGUUCGGGCACCCAGUGAUUCCACGCAUAGCGAGGAUGUGAAAAGUCCCGCAUCGACGGAGGCUCCGGCUGUACGCAGUCUUCCUGCCCCUCCUGGUGCUAUACCCGAAUACGCUCUUCACGACGGUUCACGUCCCAACCAUCACAGCUACCGCAGCGAAUCACCCUCAGGGCAGUCUGUGCUCGGCUCUCCACCGCCAUACCACGUUGUAUGCUGGGACUGCCAGCCUCCGCAGGACGAGCAGGAUGAGCAGAGGCAUCACACUCAACAAGGUCAGGCUGAGCCGCCGCCCAACAACGCCAAUGAGGCUCGUCCAUUGCCCUCUACGGCGUCUACUGAAGGUUCCUUCCGUCGCGUACGUGUGCGGCCACCGCUUCCGGCAGGGCCGCGGAUGCCUAGUAUACGCCGUCGUGCAGAUACUCUGCCUAGCAGCGGUUCUCGACGCCGUCGCCUGCGCUCAUCGGCCGAAGCAAACGACGCCGUGCUUCACAGCCCAGUGAGCAGAAUAUCGUCGAACAGGUGGCCUGCAUACACGCUCGACGGUGCCAAACUGGUGUUCACAUCCGAGCAGCUCCAGUCUACGGUGUCGCAGGCUAUCCGUCACUCCGCGCAGGCGUCGUCAAUCCGCCUUCUUCGCCCGGAAGAUGUCGAGACCAGAAUUCCCACCGAACUCAGCAGACUGGAGGAACGGCGGAUCGAUAUCAAGGCACAAUUUGCGUCCUUGAAGCGUGCUCGGGACCAGACGCUGUCCUCGUUGUCUUCGAUGUUCAGCAGCACGGAAGCGCAGGGUUCCGGGUCGCAGCAUGUGCAAGAACUGCGCAAUGUUUCUGCUCGCCUGGACAAGCUCUGCGAGGACCUGCACACCACCGGCGAGCGUAUCGCCGAGCUCAGGUCUCUCCUCGCUGCUCAUCAAAGCAGUGCUUUGUCGGUCGCCUUGCGCAAGCUGAAUAGUAGCUUCCAGCGGCGGUGCGCGGAGCUGAACCGGGAACGCGAACAUGCUCGGGAAUUGGAGGCGGAGAGAGAUGAGGCGUGGCAGCAUGCCAGUGCAGUCGCGAAGGAGCUCGACGAGAUGUGCGUGAAGGUGGAAGGCUCAACGCCUGGGUCGAGUCGGCGGUCGAGCAGGGUGAUUGCGUCGCGGAAGAGUAGCCUGCGAGUAUCAAGGGCAGGGCUUCGUCCUUCGAGUAGCAGUCGCCGGACGAGCACCAUAUCAUCUGGGGCGAAGUCUGGAUAUUCGUCCGACAGCGAUGGCAUCCCGCCUGUGCCGCGCCUCCCUGGUCGGUCCUCUCUAUCACCUACUGCAGGUCGAAGACCAAGGGCGCUAUCCGACGGUGCUAUAGGACAUAGGCAGCAGCGCAAGCUUGACGCGAGCGCGCCCAUAUGGAAGCAUGACCGUCGGGUUCGCUCGCGGUCAGUACCUCCACGAGCAUCGCUGGCCGCUGGAGAGAUAGACAUGAGGUCCUACCAGUUAUCUUGA
Messenger RNA from Schizophyllum commune H4-8, 2778 nucleotides. RefSeq lists its product as uncharacterized. The transcript is spliced from 3 exons. The record is from RefSeq and is a predicted model, not a curated record. Lineage: Eukaryota; Fungi; Basidiomycota; Agaricomycetes; Agaricales; Schizophyllaceae. The coding region runs from base 1 to 2778 and encodes 925 amino acids.